AUGCAUAUCAAACCAGUGGCUUCACUUUCACAAGCGGCUACAGAGACUGACGGGUUUACAGACGAAGUCUCCAUGGGAAAGGCAGCUCCUAAUUCUCAAGAUUUUGAGUCAAAUUCAAAGGCAUUAGUGUUUCUUUCAAACAAAGCAAAUUCGUCAGAAAUUUCAUCUUUGACUGACAUUGACCCCAAUCGUGGUUUCCUAAAGUUUCCUUCAAAGUGGUCUGAGGAGCAAGCAGAAACAUUGUCAAACAGCAUGGCAACCUUUAGGGUUGAUGAUCAAAUUUGUGUUAAAAAAGAAGAUGAUGUGAAGUGUGAUGCAGUAGUUGAGGAACAGGAAGUUCCUUCGCAGUCUCAGCCUGUUAACUGUGAUGAUGGAUCAGAUGUCGGGGAGGAUGAUGUGAAAGUUUGUGAUAUCUGUGGGGAUACAGGUCGUGAGGAGUUGCUUGCUACAUGUAGCAGGUGCAUUGAUGGGGCAGAGCACAUAUACUGCAUGCAGGUAAUGAUGGAAAAAGUUCCUGGAGAUGACUGGAUGUGUGAAGAUUGUAUGCAUAUGGAAGAAUCUGAGAAACAAAAUCACAACUAUGUAAAAGCUGAAAGGGUCGUAAAAGGAUCAUCUUUGAGCGGUAUAAGGAAAAACUAUAAAAACGUGGAUGCUUCAGAGUUAAAGAACAGAUUGUCGAUGAAAAGUAAAUGUGCUAGAAUUGAGAUCAAAACAGGCAAAGUUGGUUCUUCUCCUAGCUUUGCUGGCAAAGGACCUACAGUCAAUGCAGAAGCUGUGUCUGUCAGUAAAAGAAGGGCUCUUGAAACAAGUGUGAAAUUGCCAAGGGUUCCUAGUUUCUGCAGCAAAACUGUACUGCAUAAGGAUGCUUCAAAAAAGGAAUUAGAUAAGAAGAAAAUAAAGGCAACCAUGGAUGUGAUUUCUGGUGACCAAUCUUCGAGCAGUUAUCUGAAAAAUGCGUACUUGCCUAUUACAUCAGACAAAUCAGACAAAUUUCGAUCGCAAAUGCAAAUGAGAAAAGGUGCUCUAUUGAAGUCAAAAUCAUUCAACGUCAUUGAUUCAAAAGUGAAGGGCAAACUGUCAGAUGAAGGUGGUGUCCAAAAGCAGAAAUUUGUCGACAACAAUGCUACUGGUGACAACAAAAAGAAAAAUAUCGCCAGCGCAAUGUGUAAAUCUUUGUCCUUUGAUAAUGCCAGGUCAAACCACUCAAAUGGUUCCGAUACAAAAGUUAAAGUGCCAUACCAUUUCAAGGACUCAAAGAAAUCGACGUUUACAAAUCAAGAGAACUCUACUCAGGUGAAGCAUGAAGCCAAGCUACUUAACCCUUUAGUGAAUGGUUCUGGUCUUCUCGUGCCACAGAGUGACAAAAAAAUUGCAUCUAGUGGUCAAACUAGUUUACUCCCUGUUGGUCAUGAUCUGGAGACUGGCCAUAGGAAAUCAAAAAACUUAUCAGAAGCAACUAAUCAUCUUGCUCAUGAAGGCUCAAGGUAUGUAAAUGAGAAAGAGAAUAGAGUGGUUGGUGAUGCGAAACAGCAUGCUGAUCAUUACAUAGAAGCAGCAGUUGCUAUCAGAGAAAAUAAUUCUAAUGUCAAUUUGCAUUCGGAAGGAAGGCCUCACGUGAGAAACUCUUCAAACGCUUUUUCUCCGGUUUUUGCUGUCCCACAGCUUGAUUACAUAUGGAAAGGUGGAUUUGAAAUGUGGAGAAAUGGAAGAGUCCUUGGUUCUUGUGAUGGAAUGCAAGCACAUUUGUCUACUGUUGCUUCACCCAAAGUUCUUGAAGUAGUACCCAAGCUUCCUCUGAAAAUGCUGGUGGAGGAAGUUCCUCGCUUGAGCACAUGGCCAACUCAAUUCGUACGAAAUCAUCCAACAGAAGAUAAUAUUGCUCUCUACUUUUUUGCAGAAGAUCUUGAGAGCUAUAGAAGAAACUACAAAGUUAUGGUGGAAUGCAUGGUUAGGGAUGACUUGGCUCUUAGGGCAAAUGUUGAUGGCGUUGAACUGUUAAUAUUCCCAUCUAACAUGCUUCCUGAGAAUUCGCAAUGUUGGAAUAGGAUGUUAUUUCUGUGGGGUGUGUUUAGAGGGAGGAGGGUUUCUUGCUCUGAACUCACGCAGCCUUCAAGAGAUGUGAAUCAAGUUGACUCUAUCCUGAAAGGAGGACAAUCCAAGCAAAGGCAGGAGAUGGACUUCAGAUUUUUUCUUCAAGGUAGUAAAAGAUAUAGCAUCGACAGUGUGAGCGUUGAUGAAGAGCCUGAUCUCAAGAGGGUCAAGACAGAUGAGUCAAAGUUUUCAGAUAAAGGAUUUCCAUUUCAAACAGAUGUGUGUGGUUCUGGUUUUUCUGGGGAACAUCUUGGAUGUGGUAAACCCUAUGAUAUGUCUGUCUCUUCAAUGGAGAUGCAAGUUCGUACAACUACAGGAAAGGUUGAAUCUCAAGUUCCAGGUAUUGAGCUAUCAUUAGGGGCACCAUUUAUUGAUUUUGAACACCAAAAAGAACUUCAAACUUGUAAUCCCAAGCUGGUGAACAACAUUAACAACGAGGACAAUGAAGUCUCAACAUCCCUUUCUCUUUCUCUUGCGCUGCCGUCACCUCUAGGAAACAAGUACUGA
This is a messenger RNA of Prunus armeniaca (apricot), 2598 nucleotides long. The record is from the annotation of a GenBank genome assembly. NCBI's taxonomy places the organism in Eukaryota, Viridiplantae, Streptophyta, Magnoliopsida, Rosales, Rosaceae.